Topomyia yanbarensis is the source of this 2562-nucleotide messenger RNA. RefSeq names its product cytochrome P450 307a1 (gene spo). The record is from RefSeq and is a predicted model, not a curated record. The coding region runs from base 210 to 1478 and encodes 422 amino acids. Gene Ontology annotation, molecular function: heme binding; iron ion binding; oxidoreductase activity, acting on paired donors, with incorporation or reduction of molecular oxygen. NCBI's taxonomy places the organism in Eukaryota, Metazoa, Arthropoda, Insecta, Diptera, Culicidae. The transcript is spliced from 3 exons.
AAUAAUGGUGAUGUUGGCGAUUAUUGGUGUCAGCUAUAUGCAGAAUCAUUUUUUAGUUAGAAGCAAAUAGUUUACUUGCAAAUCUUAGUGUAAAAUAUCAUACAGGCAAAAAUAGUUUAUAUAGUGAAGAAAUGUGAAGAGAGUUCUGAAAGCAGAGUAUGUGUUGAGAAAUACGUAGAGAAACCAUAUAUUUGAAGCAGACCGCUCUGAUGUUACUUCAUACAGCCCUUGCUUUGUGUGAUUGGUCCGCACUGCAGCAGAAACGUCGCAACCUUGCCCGCAAGCACUGCUCGCCGAGUGACGCCUCCAGCUACUAUCAGAAGAUGAGCGACGUCGGUGUCAUGGAGAUGCACCGGUUCAUGGACCAGCUGGACGAGGAGGUGAUUCCGGGGCAGGACUUCAAGGUGAAACCAUUGAUCAUGCAGGCUUGCGCGAACAUGUUCAGCGAGUACAUGUGCUCGGUUCGGUUCGAGUACAGUGACGAAGGCUUCCGGCAGAUGGUGCGUAACUUCGACGAAAUAUUCUGGGAAAUCAAUCAAGGCUACGCCGUCGACUUCAUGCCCUGGUUGGCUCCCUUCUAUCACAAACACAUGAACAAACUCAGCCGCUGGUCGGUCGAUAUCCGGGACUUUAUUCUGGAGCGAAUCAUCAACGAACGGGAGCAGAACUUUGGAGAAGACGAACCGGAACGGGAUUUUACCGAUGCUCUGCUGAAAAGUCUCCGAGAAGAUCCGGCCGUAAGCCGUGACACCAUUAUGUACAUGUUGGAAGAUUUCAUCGGAGGUCACUCGGCUAUCGGUAAUCUGGUUAUGCUAGCGCUCGGAUACGUCGCCAAACAUCCGGAAAUCGGGACGAAAAUUCAACAGGAAAUUGAUCACGUGACGGAAAAGGGCCAACGAAACGUUACCCUGUACGACACCGAAAGUAUGCCCUUCACCGUCGCCACCAUCUUCGAAGUUCUGCGAUAUUCCUCAUCCCCUAUCGUACCACACGUCGCCACCGAGGACACCUGCAUCGCCGGUUACGGAGUAACCAAAAACACCAUCGUUUUCAUCAACAACUAUGACCUGAACACCAACGAAAAGUACUGGGACGAACCGAAACGCUUCAACCCGGAACGGUUCAUCGAAAGCGCCACCAUGGCUCAGAUCCGAUCGGAUCUAGUCGGAUCCCCGACCGCCAAACAGGAUCUGAACAGUAUCAUCAAAAACAACAACAUAAACGCCUCCAACGAGAACCAGAAACAGAUCCUGCGGGUGAAGAAAAACAUUCCUCACUUCCUACCGUUCAGCAUCGGCAAGCGAACCUGCAUCGGACAGAAUCUGGUCCGGGGUUUCAGUUUCAUCAUCCUAGCAAACAUCCUGCAAAAGUACGACGUCGGAACGAACGAUCCCACCCGGAUUAAAAUGAACCCGGCUUGCGUAGCCGUUCCGCCGGACACAUACCCGCUAGCUUUCACACAGCGCACGCACCUCUGAACGUAAUCGAGGGCAACCCUGUUGUAAAUAGUUUCCUAUCGGAAAAGUUUCCCUUCCUUUCCAACUAAAUUAUUCUAUCCCACGUGGCGCUCUCUAGUAUGUAGUAGUAGUAGUAAUAAUAACAGUAGAACUAGUAUUAUUAGCAUUUUUGUUUGCUCUGCAAACUGGAAACCCAUCUAGCAUGCCGAGAAUCCUUAUUAGUCGCGUAGGACCUACCCGUCGUAGCCAACUUGGAUACUUUCGACGACAUUUCUGUGUUUCCGAUUAAGGGGGUCGAAACUGUUUGGGACGUACCGCAGAAUAAAAAAAGAGUUUCGUUUUUAUAAAACAUAUAUAAAAUCCUAGAGUAGCAGUAGUAGUAGUAGCAAAGUUUACAGGCGCGUGAGACUAGAGCAAGAGAAAGAAGUGACAUUUUUGAGCACGAAUUUGUAUCUCUUUGCGGCAUAUAGGUAGGUAGUUAGUUAGGUAGAUAGAUAGGUAGGUUAUUAUUAUUCCUUCGCAAACAAAUCAGUAUGCCUGCAUUUACACAAUAGAAAAUCGUAUUAUAGCUACUUUUUGUUAAAAGGUUACAUUCCAGAUUAGGUAAAGAAGUUUAAUAUUUGAUAGCCGCCAGAGAAAAGAGGACUUUUUUAUAUAAGAGCUAAGACUGAAUUCGCACGCACUCUACCGAAAUGAUACUCGUUUUUUGCAGCUUGAUCCUCUACUUUUUUUUAAUUACCCCAUCCUCGGCUUCAUCCGAAUCAUAGUAUUAGGUCGCUGAAUUUAUCCCGCCUGGAGAGUGCGUGUCGGUUACGUUAUACGAAAUAAAAUUAUUUAACAAAAAGCAACAAAACACUAAAUUAACUCCGAGCAUGCUCGCUCGCAUGCUUGAGCGUGUGUGUGCGUAUAGGGAAUCUACUCAGUGAGAGAAGAAGAAGAAGGCAAACGAGAUUGCGUGUUGUAUUUUAUUUCUAGGGUAAAAGUUUGAAAUUAGAUUCUGAAUCUGAUUGUUCGGAAUAUAUGCCGAAUCGAUGGUGAAAUGGUCCAGAACGAAAUCUGUUUACAGUGUAGUGAAUUGGAACGAAAGUUUUUUUUUGCGAUAAUG